This is a messenger RNA of Xenopus tropicalis (tropical clawed frog), 1213 nucleotides long. RefSeq lists its product as uncharacterized. The transcript has 8 exons. Bases 132 to 1133 code for a protein of 333 amino acids. Lineage: Eukaryota; Metazoa; Chordata; Amphibia; Anura; Pipidae. The record is from RefSeq and is a predicted model, not a curated record.
AGGCAGGAGAUAUACUCUGAUUGGGGUGGGUGGAUACACUCUGAUUGGGUGGGUCUAUACACUUUAUAAGACAUUAGUUCAUUAGGGGACAUCAAAAAUCAUCCUCUCUCCAAGUAAAGAGAAUUGGCAAGAUGUUUGUGCACAGUCUGGUGCUUCUGUCCAUGCUCAUUACUGUGACAUUCUCUGCUGGAGACGAUCCUUGUUCCCUUACUCAAAAGAAACAAAAGAUUCUCAAUCUCCUGGCAAGUUGGGAAGAUUGCACAUCAUGUUGCAAAAAUGACAACAAAGAGUCCAGUAAAAUUUACAGGAGCUGCAGGGAAAUUAAGGAAUACAACAGUAAUGCUGAAGAUGGAAUCUACACACUGAGAACUGAAGGUGGAAUCUACUACCAGACUUUCUGUGACAUGACAACAAAUGGUGGAGGAUGGACCUUGGUGGCCAGUGUCCAUGAGAACAAUAUGUUUGGCAAGUGCACCAUUGGGGAUCGAUGGACCUCUGAACAGGGAAGCAAUCCCAACAACCCAGAUGGAGAUGGCAACUGGGAGAACUAUGCCACAUUUGGGAAACCUGAUGGAGCUACCAGUGAUGACUACAAGAAUCCAGGCUAUUAUGAUAUCAUUUCCAGUGAUUUGGGUUUGUGGCACGUGCCUAACAACACUCCAUUUUCCCACUGGAGUAAGAACGCGCUGCUAAGGUAUCGCACACAAAAUGGCUUUUUUUCUAAUGAAGGUGGAAAUCUCUUCUAUCUGUACAAGAAAUAUCCAUUAAAGUUUGGACUUGGAACCUGCCCGCAAGACCAUGGACCUGCUGUGCCUGUUGUGUAUGAUUUGGGAAAUCCUUACAAAACCGCCAAUUACUACUCUCCAAAUGCCAGAGGGCAGUUUAUUGCUGGAUUUGUUCACUUCCGAGUGUUUAAUAACGAAAAAGCAGCACUUGCUCUCUGCGCAGGAGUCAAGGUGACUGGCUGUGAUACAGAGCAUUCCUGCAUAGGAGGAGUGGGCUACUUUCCUGAAGCAAAUCCUAGACAGUGCGGAGACUUCGCAGGCUUUGACUGGGAUGGUUAUGGGGCACAUAAAAGCUGGAGCUGUAGCAAAGAAAUUACAGAGGCUGCCGUACUGCUCUUUUACCGCUGAUUUAUCUGCGAGACAUCCUCUAAUAGUUCUAAAAUAAAAGGGUACAUUAAGUGAAAAAUAAAAGUUAAUUUUUUUUUGCA